Molecule: messenger RNA, 868 nt
Organism: Guyanagaster necrorhizus
Lineage: Eukaryota; Fungi; Basidiomycota; Agaricomycetes; Agaricales; Physalacriaceae
Exons: 1
Coding region: 59-793 (244 amino acids)
Source: RefSeq, a predicted model, not a curated record
CAACGACGAUAUUAGAUAUUAGCGAUACAGACCUCGACCUCGACUACGAUAUAUAACAAUGCCUUUCAUGAUAAAAACAGGCUUCAGAGUUUUUGGAGCAGUGGUGGCUGCCUACAGUGUAUACCAGUCCACUCAUAUAUGUAAAAGUAUGUUGGACCAAUACCCUCCACAUACACCAUCACCGACAUCGCAUCUCUGGGUACCUAAUAAACAAGACACGAGCAGGCCGACAUACGUACCCGCAGACUCUCCUGUCACAUACUACGCUCGCGUGCCGGCCAGUUUGUUCCCCCAGCCAUUCAGCCUCGAAGAAGCGAGAAAGAUAUGGGCAGAUACGCUCUUGCACGGUCGCUUGAUAAGUCUCGAAGCCAGAGUAAUUGGGUGGAUAAACGGCGCCAAAGAGGAAGCAGAGAUGAAGCCAGGAGCCAAGUUGGUUGGGGGAGUGAUGGAGGUCGUACAGCCGCCCAGCUCGACAUCACAGCUGACCACGCGUUGGGCUAUUCCUGAGGGAAGCAUCAAAUUUUUCGAGACCGUCGCCAGAUAUGGGUAUCCAUGGCGGCUGAUGGAAGGCGGGAGACAUGACAUGCCCGUAGAAAGAGAUGGCAAUGAUGUUCUUGUUGGGUUCUCGAGCGCGCAUGACUACGCCGUGCUCGAUGGUGACAACAAGGUCCUCCCCAGAUGGGUGGAGUGGGCACAUCGCAUGUUUGCGAGAUUUAUAUUAGACGAUGGCGUGAAGGAGCUGCAGAGGAGAGCCAACUUGAAAGGAGGUGAAACGAAUGUAAAGGAGCACUGAAAAGGAUUGCACGGAAUUUCUAGUAUUCCAGCAGAUUUACUGUGAUAGUACCAUAUGGCGUUGUUUAAUUGUCCG